Molecule: messenger RNA, 1041 nt
Organism: Eimeria necatrix
Lineage: Eukaryota; Apicomplexa; Conoidasida; Eucoccidiorida; Eimeriidae
Source: RefSeq, a predicted model, not a curated record
AUGCUGCUUCCACUGCGUUCAGUUGCACAUGAACUUGACGCUCGCACCGACUUCCAGCGACGAGCACAGGAUGAGCAAAUGAUGUAUUCCGGUCCCCUAGAGCGUGAAGAGGAACGUUACAUUCUAUGCAGGUUCCUCUGCUUCGCAGUGAAAGGCAGCUCUGAGUGCCCAGACGCCUUGAGCUCGUCUAUCCUGCAACAGAAAGCUUUCGAGGCGGAUGGCGAUGGCAAAAGAGAAAACAGCCAGUGUGAGAACAGUACGCAAAAACAAGUUUUUCUUGAUGGAUGCGAGGAGAGUCCUGUAAGAGACAUGUUGGAAAGGCAGCCACAAACAGGGGGCCCGAAAAGUUCCAGCAGAAGGGGCUUCGAAGGUGGCUCACAUUGCCUCAGUGCCGUACAACUUCCACUUGUGUUGAAACUGCCAGCGAGUAGCGGCAUGGAUAAGGAGUUGCCUCCAUGCGCUUGCUGCGAGGAAAGUGACAGAGGGAGCACAUCCGUUGCGACACCUUUGGCCCUGCGGCGAAAGUCGGCAGAAGCAUUUGCAUUGUUGCUGCGCCGGAGGGCAGAAUAUAACUGCUUCUUGCCAUUCCUGUUCCAGCAGCAGAUACAUUCAAAUCGACCACGGAAGCUAUAUUUAUUGCAGCAGUGGGAGGAUGAGGAGUUGCAGCAAGGAGAGCAGCAACAACACGUGGAAGCUCUUGUUGGCCUGCGUCUAUUGCAGACCAACAGCCAGCCGUACACCGGCAACAAUGUACGCACGCAAAGGCACCUCGACAAACUACGAGAGCAUUUGCACAAAAUGAAUCAUCAGCUACUUCAGCUACAGGAGAAGAGAUUUUUACAUAGGCUGCUGAGCAAACAAGAACUGACACUCCACCCCUUGCUUCGACCACAUCGAAGCAUGCUACUGUUGGACAAUGUCACAGAAUGCGGCAAAAGGAGGGAACUGCUGUCGCAAGUGGCUCAAAUUGGCCUACUGGUUGCACUAAUGAUGGGAACGGGUGCUCUCUUGCUCAAUAGUGUGGCGCGAGGGGACCACUGA